Rubroshorea leprosula is the source of this 2098-nucleotide messenger RNA. The record is from the annotation of a GenBank genome assembly. NCBI's taxonomy places the organism in Eukaryota, Viridiplantae, Streptophyta, Magnoliopsida, Malvales, Dipterocarpaceae.
UCGUCUGACAUCGGCUUCUCUUUCCUUCCACUCCACCACAAAACCCUAGCGUUCCGACGUUCUUAGAUUCUUCUACGCAGCUCUGCAACGAUGGAUAUUGAGGAGGAGAUUCGCGCAUUGCAGCUUGACUCUGCAGAAGGUAAUGGGGUUAUAAAUAGAGAUGAUGUAAAGCCAGACACUGAGAUGACUGAUAAGAUGGAUGAAGAACAUGAUAGUUGGGCACGCAAUCCGGAAGGUGCAAAGAUAGAAGAGGUUGAGAUGGCUGAGAAGAUAGAUGAAGGUGCAAAGGAUAGUAUAGUCUCUCAGCAAGUUAAGGUUGAACCCAAAGUGAAAGAUGAGGAAGCACCAGCUCUUGAAAAUGCUGAAGUUCUUGAUGAGGUGGAAGAAAAUAAGAAACGCCACUUGAAUGUGGUGUUCAUUGGUCAUGUUGAUGCUGGGAAGUCAACAAUUGGAGGACAGAUACUCUUCCUUAGUGGUCAGGUUGAUGACCGUACGAUCCAAAAAUAUGAGAAAGAAGCAAAGGACAAAAGUAGAGAAAGCUGGUAUAUGGCAUAUAUUAUGGACACUAAUGAAGAGGAGAGAGUUAAGGGUAUUACUGUGGAAGUUGGAAGAGCACGCUUUGAGACUGAAAAUACUAGGUUUACCAUUUUGGAUGCACCGGGUCACAAGAGUUAUGUCCCAAAUAUGAUCAGUGGAGCAGCUCAAGCAGAUAUUGGUGUUCUGGUUAUUUCUGCUCGUAAAGGCGAAUUCGAAACUGGAUAUGAGAGGGGUGGGCAAACCCGUGAACAUGUUCAGCUUGCAAAAACUUUGGGUGUAUCUAAGCUGUUCGUGGUUGUGAACAAAAUGGACGAUCCCACUGUUAACUGGUCGAAAGAAAGAUAUGAUGAAAUUGAAUCUAAGAUGGUACCAUUUCUGAGGUCUUCAGGCUACAAUGUGAAAAAGGAUGUCCAGUUUCUACCAAUAUCUGGUCUUCUUGGUUCCAACAUGAAAACGAGACUGGACAAGAGCAUAUGCCCCUGGUGGAAUGGCCCCUGCCUCUUUGAAGUUCUUGAUGCAGUUGAAAUUCCUCCUAGAGAUCCAAAUGGUUCUUUUAGGAUGCCUAUAAUUGACAAAUUUAAAGACAUGGGAACUGUUGUGAUGGGAAAGGUUGAAUCUGGUACCGUGCGUGAGGGUGAUUCCUUAUUGGUCAUGCCAAACAAGGCUCAAGUGAAAGUUCUUGCCAUUUACUGUGAUGAAGACAAGGCUACACGUGCUGGACCUGGUGAAAAUCUGCGGGUUAAGUUAUCUGGAAUUGAAGAAGAGGACAUAUUAUCUGGUUUUGUCCUGUGUAGUCUUGCAAAACCAAUACCAACAGUCACUGAAUUUACGGCCCAGCUGCAGAUCCUUGAGUUGCUUGACAACGCAAUAUUUACAGCUGGGUAUAAAGCUGUCUUGCACAUUCAUUCUGUUGUUGAGGAAUGUGAGAUUGUUGAGCUUCUACAACAAAUUGAUCCCAAGACAAAGAAACCCAUGAAAAAGAAAGUUCUAUUUGUUAAGAAUGGUGCUGUUGUUGUUUGCCGCAUUCAGGUGAACAACUUGAUUUGUGUUGAGAGAUUCUCAGAUUUUGCACAACUUGGAAGGUUUACUCUUCGAACUGAAGGAAAAACAGUUGCAGUGGGAAAAGUCAUGGACGUUCCUUCAAGUGCCAUUGCAUAAAAAAGUUUUGUUGUUAGAGGUACGUCCACCGGACUCUCCUUGUGAAUGGGUGUAAGUUGCAACGCAGAAUCAACUUAAAUGAAGUUGCCGCGUUAACAAUAUAUUGAUGUCUGAAGGAGAGGUGAGGUGCCGAUGCCACAGGUGCUUGGCAUUGGUACUUUUGAUAUACUUAUGGGUAUGUAAUGUUUAACUUAUACACCCAUUGGCAUUUUUGGAACACAUGAUUGUAAUACAUGGUUUUCACAUCAGUUUGUUGGAAAAUAUUUAGUUUUGGUUUGGGCAUUGUUUGCCAUGAAAGCAUUUAGUUUGUCAUUUGGGUUUUGGUACAAUAUUUAUGUGUAAAAACUUAUUGACUGCUCUUUCAUCGUCUGUGGCAUCCUGGUAAUAAAUUGAACUGGCAGAA